This is a messenger RNA of Dreissena polymorpha, 1104 nucleotides long. RefSeq lists its product as uncharacterized. Lineage: Eukaryota; Metazoa; Mollusca; Bivalvia; Myida; Dreissenidae. Gene Ontology annotation, molecular function: muscle alpha-actinin binding; actin binding. Gene Ontology annotation, biological process: actin cytoskeleton organization; muscle structure development. The record is from RefSeq and is a predicted model, not a curated record. Bases 106 to 1104 code for a protein of 332 amino acids. Gene Ontology annotation, cellular component: stress fiber; adherens junction; filamentous actin. The transcript is spliced from 2 exons.
UCAUGUUUAUAUUUGAAUCUGAAGUAAAAGGAAGAACCUGAACACACAACGCUUUGUACCUUUAUUAUCCCACACGAUCGCGAUAUUGGUGCCGUUACAAAAAAAAUGAAUCUACAGAGAAUACAGAUACAGAGAGAGGGUCACCGCCGUUUCAUUGAGAAAUAUUUGGAGAAAAUCGAACAAUCUAAGGAGAACGAUUCAUUGACCGAUUUUCACGUUAUUCUCAACGCUAUUGAAGCAAAAGUCACGAUUCUAGAGACACUGAAUGAGAAAAUACUUUCACAGACGGAGAUAGAGGGAUUGGAGGAAGAAAUAUUUCAAACAGACACGUAUUCAGCGGAACUGGAUAUCCAGCUGUGUCGCUUACAAGCUUUCCGAGAUCAACAGGAGAAGAGAGUAGCCCCGCAUGCUACCGAUCUACCACGAGAUGACCAGAGAAAUUUAAGUAAUCAGCAGCGCAACAGCAAUGGUUUGAACCCAGACGCUUCUUCUUUCUUUCCCGACAGAACUGUGACGCCAGGAAGUGUGGCGGCGAACUCUUACAGCCUGGCUCCCGGCGAUGUUGUUCUGAAGAUAGGAAACGUGAACGCCACGAACAUCAGCCACAACGAGGCCCAGGAUGUGGUCUGCGGGGCCACAAACAUCCUGCAACUCACAAUCAAGAAAGGUCCCGGAAAAAGCGCCUCUAUGACAACCACGCCCAUCGGGUCCGAUAACUUCACCGACAACAGCCCACAGCAUCCACGUGCUCAAAGGCAGACGUCGUCCGGAAGUCAGCCAGUUGGUAAUGUGUACGACGCGACAAUUAGCCCUGGCUUUCAGUCCUGCUCUUACAUGUCAGACGAACCUCCGCCUACCCCACCCCCACCUGACCUAUCAACCGACUCGUUCCUUCAAGCGUUCCGGAGAUUUGCCAGCCGAAAGUCGUUGCCCACGGUGAUGGUAUUAGACAAUGCUACGACAUAUAUUGCUGCUUCCAAUCACCUUAAGAAGCUAUUCAACUACCAAGUCGUACAAGAAGAACUUAGCAGAAAUGGAACAGAGCGGCGAUUUAUUCCCAAAACGUACAACGUGCAAACUCUAACCAUUAGAGACAGUCAAUGA